Molecule: messenger RNA, 658 nt
Organism: Camellia sinensis
Lineage: Eukaryota; Viridiplantae; Streptophyta; Magnoliopsida; Ericales; Theaceae
Source: RefSeq, a predicted model, not a curated record
AUGUUAGUUGAUGCCGUCCUUAACUUCCCCAAUCACGUUCAUUCGUACCCGGUGCCGGCUUCUUCGUCCCCGGCUGAUAUACGUGCUGCUGCCGCCACUGCCUCCACGUUGAUGAGAUCGGAGGCCGGUGAAAACCCGGCUGCAGAGCAAGAGGAAUCUGGUGAUAGGACUAGUAAUGUUGUGGGUACGAUGUCUGGAGUGUCUGGAAAUGAGUUUAUGGAUGAGGAGGCACUUUUCGAUAUGCCUAAUUUGCUGGUGGACAUGGCUGGGGGAAUGCUGGUGAGCCCUCCAAGGAUGAAUUCACCGCCGUCUGAUGAUUCGCCGGGAAAUUCUGAUGGGGAAAGUCUCUGGACCUAUGAUUAACAAGUUUUCUUAAUCAUUAUCCAAUCUGAUCAAAGAAAAAACUUCAAAAAAAUAAUUUUGACAAAAAAAAAAAAUGGGCAGCUUUAAUGCCUGAUUGUUCACCUGAGUAGUUUUUAGAUGAGUGGGGUUAGAACAAAAAUAUGAUCAUGCAGUGUAUUUUUAAGUUUUUAACACUGGUUAGUUAUAUAAAAAAACAUAGGGGUAGGGGUUAUAGUGUAAAAGGCUGUUGUUGGGUCAUCAUCAUGUACUAUAUAUAUAUAUAUAUAUUGUUAUAAGUAGUACAAUGAUUUUUCAA